This is a messenger RNA of Panthera uncia (snow leopard), 7017 nucleotides long. It is a transcript of the gene LDAF1, whose product is annotated as lipid droplet assembly factor 1. Bases 272 to 721 code for a protein of 149 amino acids. The record is from RefSeq and is a predicted model, not a curated record. Lineage: Eukaryota; Metazoa; Chordata; Mammalia; Carnivora; Felidae. The transcript is spliced from 5 exons.
AUUCCUUUUCCCCAAAAAGAGAUGCGCCCCUUUUCCCUUCUAGCUGGAACGCUCCGGGUGGCCGUUAGCCCCGGGAGGGGCGGGAGUGGAAGAGCCAUGGCUGGGGGAGGGGGACGGGAAGGUUGGUUAGUGAUCUCUUUGGUCAGCCGGGAAGACGGAGAAGGCAGUGACAGCAAGAGACAGGGUGACAUGAGAGAUUCGACUGCACCCUGCCCUGGACAGCUUACAGAUAGAAGAAUUAACCCGUAAAGAGACUGAAGUGGGUUUCAGGAUGGCAAAAGAAGACCUCCCAAGUACCUCAAAGGACUUGCAGGAACUGCAGAGGAAGCUGUCUUUGCUGAUUGAGUCUAUCCAGAAUAACUCAAAGGUGGUUGCCUUUAUGAAGUCUCCGGUGGGUCAGUACCUGGACAGGCAUCCUUUUCUGGCCCUCACUAUGCUGGUGUUUGUUGCUGUGUCGGCCAUUCCUGUUGGAUUCUUCCUGCUCCUUGUGGUGCUUACCUCCCUGGCUGCUCUUGUGGGAGUCAUUUUACUGGAAGGACUGGUCAUCUCUGUGGGUGGCCUCUCACUGCUUUGUGUCCUCUGUGGCUUGAGUUUUGUGUCACUCGUCAUGUCAGGGACAAUCAUGGUGUCCUACGUGAUGGUCUCCAGCCUUGUCAACUACUGGUUUUCUCCCAGAUGCCGUCUGCGACUGUACCCACAUCCUUUGCUGCCGUGUCACUGAACUCCAGAGAUCGCCGGUUUCAUGAAACGGAAUGUGAGUGAUUGGCUUCCCCUAAAAUUGUCCCCAUUGAAGUAACCAUUUCAACUACCACUUGUGUGCAGCUUCUGCAGUCUGCUCCGUGUAGAACAGGGUGUCAUAGGUAAGUGAUGAAUCCCUGAAUUCUACUCCUGCAACCGAUAUUGCACUGUAUGUUAACUAACUAGAAUUUAAAUAGAAGUUGGAAAAGAGAGAAAAAAAAGGGAGAUUGAGCCCAGAAGUUGCAGCAUUCUGGCAAAGGAAGAUCAGGUGUGAGUUGUCCCAAGAAGGUUGAGAAUGACUAACGGUACUUUCAUGAGGUUCUGCUGUGCUUCCUUGAGCAGGAGAGAAAAGGUGGAGCUAGAGAGAGGACGUAGAAUUUGAGAGUAACCUUACCUAUGCCAUGGCAUCCCCCAGAACCCCUGUGCGUGCAUGCAUACACAUAUCCUGAGUGAUUAAAUUAUGCGUGCACGCACGUGCGUGCACACACACACACACACACACACUGAGUGAUUGGUAAGAGCUGUGACAAUUACGAAUUAUUAAAGUGCUUUCUUUGCCUUCCUGAAGGAAAGGAAGGGGGUAGGGAUUACAUACAAAUUUGGUGUGCCUCUUGGGUGUGUCGUUAGGGUGGAUACUAUCCAUCAUGUGUGUGGCAGAAAAGUUGAAAAUCAAUGGUGUUGGGCAUCCCCUUUCCAAACCUCCCUUUUUGAAACAUUUCCACCUUCCAUAGUCCAGCUUAAAUUGAAGUCAUGUCUUGCUGUGUGCACUGUCUUUAUAUGUACAGCCCUUGUGGACCAGGCAUGGUGAACAAGUGACAACCUCUCUGUGUGUUGACUUCCUCAGUCUGUAGUGAGAAUGCUACCCACCCAGAAUCUUUGGGAGGUGGAGGCAAGUGAUCUCUAGAUUAUAAAAGUGCUACAAUACAGUGGAACAAUUAUACCCUUGCUCAACGAAAUUGUCUCUUGUUUGGUGCUAUUCUCUUGCAUUUGUCCUUCCUCCCACCCUGCUUACGUGCCUCCUCUCCACCAGUGCUCUGGGGAUGGAAACAAAGUCUGUCUAUUCACUUUGGGUAGCCUAUAACCUUAUACGUAGAAGCCCCUGAACAACAUUUUCCAUUGACUACAAAGAUCAAGAAGUCUGGAUCUAUAGCCUGUUCCCGUCUGGCAGCAUCUGGAGGCAUUUUUGAUUGUCAUGACUGUGUGUGUGUUUGGAAGAGGGGGUGAGGCUGGCAUCUGGUGGGUUGAGGCCAGGGAUGCUGCUAACCAUCCUACAGUGCAUAUGACACCUCCUUACAAAAAGAUUAUCUGGGCCCAAAUGUUGGUGCCAAGGUUGAGAAAUCUUGAUGUAGACAAAUAAUGAGAAUUAAGAGCAUUAGGCCAAGCAAGGCACAGUUCAUCUGGGAUCAGAGACUGGAGUUGGCCAGGUCUGUGCUAGAGCAGCCAGUUACAGUAAUGGCAUCAGGAAAACACCUUCAUGUUUGUGAAACAGACAUUUCAGGUUUUCAAAGACCUUUCACAUCGAAUACUAUUUUUGACCUUUCACAUCAGUUUUGCAAGGUCAGUCUGUUCCAACUUCAUGCCAUACUCAUCAGCUGGCAGAAGAGGAAACUGGGCCAACAGUUUGCCAGAGGUCUCAGGGCUGGCUGGUGACUAGCCCAUCACCAGCCUGCUAGGUCAGGCACUGUUUGUUCAUCUCUCCCUGCUUUGUUGUUAAAGCAGAAAUGACAUGGGGCACCUGGGUGGCUCAGUCGGUUAAGCUCCAACUUCAGCUCAGGUCAUGAUCUCACAGUUCGUGGGUUCGAGCCCUGCGUUGGGCUCUGUGCUGACAGCUGGGAGCCUGAAGCAUGCUUUGGAUUCUGGGUCUCCCUCUCUCUGUCUGCCUUUCUCUCUUUCUCUCUCAAAAAUAAAUAAAAAUUGGGGCGCCUGGGUGGUUCAGUCGGUUAAGCGUCCGACUUCGGCUCAGGUCAUCAUCUCGCGGUCCGUGAGUUCAAGCCCCGUGUCAGGCUCUGUGCUGACAGCUCAGAGCCUGGAGCCUGUUUCAGAUUCUGUGUCUCCCUCUCUCUGACCCUCCCCUGUUCAUGCUCUGUCUCUCCCUGUCUCAAAAAUAAAUAAAACGUUAAAAAAAAUUAAAAUAAAUAAAUAAAUAAAUAAAUAAAUAAAUGUAUGUUACCAAAAAAAGCAGAAAUGACAAGGCUGGCUGUAGGCAUUAUUCAAGUUUCCAAAACGCGGGAGGAGACUCAAGGUCCUAUACAUAUGCUAUGCCCCUGUUUAGGUGCUGGAGCUAGCUUCAAGCCGCAUUUGAAACCCUUAAAAAAAAAAACAGCCCUUAUGCCCCUGUUUAGGUGCUGGAGCUAGCUUCAAGCCCCAUUUGAAACCCUUAAAAAAAAAAAAAACAAAUGGAUCAGAAGUGUUUCCUAAAGAAAGCGCUUAAUUUCUGAGCCAGAAGAGGGAGCUCACGUUCAGGCAAUAUGAAGCUGGGCCAGCAGGGAGUAGCGCUAACUGGAAGAAGCUUUUGACUCACACAUCAAAUGUUAACUUGCAUCCAUUAAUGUGCAUUGUUAAUGUGCAUUCAUAACAAGGAGUCCUGCUACAGGGCAGAUUCUGAAUCCUUAGGUCUGGAGCAGGACCUGAGUUUAUGCGUUGCUUACCAGCUCCCAGAGGAAGCCUUGCACAGACCACACAGCUUGGGUAACAAGGUAAUAAAUAGAUUGCCUCUUCAGUCCUCUCCUGAAGAUGCACACCUGAGGCCAGACACUGUAAGUCUGCAGUACCAGGGCUAGAACCCAUGUUUCCUGCAUCCAUGCUUGCUUCCUGGCAUCUUCCCUGCCCCUGUGACCCUAACAGAAUUAAGGGAGGAGGAUCCAUUCCUAAGUAUGGAAGAGAAGAGACCAUACUGUCUGCUUUGAAUUGGUAACCUCAUAGAUACUGCCAGUUAUUUUACCAGAAAAAGAUGGGUUUAUUUGUGAAUAAAAGAGAAUUGCAAUUGGGGACAAACAGCAAAACUGUAGGCAAGUCCAGGUUACAAGGGAGAGGCAUGCUUUUUUUUUUUUUUUUUUAAUGUUUCUGUUUGAGAGAGAGAGACAGAGUGCAAGCUGGGGAGGGGCAGAGAGAGAGGGAAACACAGAAUCUGAAGCAGGCUCCAGGUUCUGAGCUGUCAGCACAGAGCCCAGUGUGGGGCUUGAACCCACCAGCUAUGAGAUCAUGACCUGAGCUGACGUUGGAUACUUAACUGACUGAGCCACCCAGGUGCCCCCCCGCCUUUUUUUCUGAGAGAGAGAAAGCAUGUAUGCGUGAGCAUGCAAGCGGGGGCAGAGGGAGAGAGAAUCCCAAGCAGGCUGCAUGCCCAGUGCAGAGCAGGGUCGAUCCCACAACCAUGAGAUCAUGACCUGUGUCAAAAUCAAGAGAGGGACAGCUCAAUGGACUGAGCCACCCAGGUGCCCUGAGGAACGCUCUUUUUAAGGAGAGAAGGGGUAAAUUGGGAAGGCUGUUAUGAACUAAAAGUCCAUUGGAGGAAACUGGGAGUUUGAAGUAUAGUGGCUUCUCAUUGGUUGAACUGUUGCCUGGUGGGGGCGAGGGGGGGCAGGAAAUGAGGAAAACAUCUCUACUUCCACCUGGAAGAGUAGAGUGGUUCCAUAUUCACAGUAAAAUUCAUCUCUUCUGUUGUGUCUGCAAUUGAUUUGGAGUGGUAGGGCAUGGGAACUCUCCAUGCCAAAACUUCCUGACUCCAUUUUAGUGAUGUUUCCUGUUACUAAUUUUCAUAGAAUCAAACUUCUUUGUACUAUAUUUUUGGUCAACCACUUCCCCGCGUGCGUACCAGUGGGAAUUCAAAGAUGAACAGAACAAGACUCUGGUCCUCUUGGGCCUUGUGGGAGCCAAAACAAAAUAAAUGUAACAGAAGGUGUUCUUCUUUGUGAUUUAUACAAAUUUGGCUAUUAAUCCAAAGGACAGCUUACAUAUAACUUGGGGUGUUCUUACAGAUGCAAAUUAUACCCAUAGUCAUUCUCCUAAAAAUAAAGGUUCUUUAAUCCUGAAUCGUUUUGAGUGCUUUUUACCUACAAGAAACAAACUGCCUCCCUUUAAAAAUAGGAAUCCUUAGAAUCUCACUCAACGUCAAAGAUUGUUAAAAUUUCAGCUGAGUAAAUUUGAAGAUCUAAUUGGUUGUGAGAAAUAAAUCCACUGGCCCAAUCAAAGGAGGGACUGGGAGACUUGGAGCACAGUGAAGCAAGGCUUCAAUCAAAGUUCUUGCAAGAGCAGGUAUCUGAUGGACAGGCACAACUUGGGGCAGUUAUAGCAUGCAAUUUAUCUUCUAGCGUGCACGUUACUCCCCUGGUUCCUCAUUGGCUGAGUACUACAGAGGUGACAGACUUACCUGGAAGUCACCUAUGGCCAUGUAGUCUGAUUGGAACAAAUGUACACUCCUUGAGGUGACACAGAGAACUUCAGUUCUUUGGCACAUGCUCAUUGCAGAGCCCACAAAAAAUAAGCCUGGGGAAAUGGAGAGGGGAGGAAUAACCAGGAAGUGAAGUGUCCAAGCGUUGGGGACUCCAUUGUUGCAAGGGAUGGGGGAGGGGUGUGUGUGGGCAGCUUGUACAUAUUUCCAAUAGGUUGUAAACCUAUGGUUAACUAGACAGCACAGCUUUUAUUUGGUAUGUUUGAAAAUGAAUCAUCUCACUUCUCACAUUGGUUUUAUGAAGCAAUUCAUGAAUUCCAUCUAGCAAGUAGAGGGGAUCUCUGAGGAGCUGUACAAAGUGGAAGGUUUUUAUAGGAAAGAGGGUAGGGCAAAGAAGUUAUUAGCAAAAGAAAAAAAUUGUUUUCGGCAAGGUCACUCUCCCUUAGGGGAAGAGCAGGAGGUCUUACACAGAUAAAGAUGAUCUCAUCUUAUUUUGGGGAAUGGAGAGGGCCCAUUGGUGCUGAUUAAAAAAUUCCUGAUUUACCAGUUAAGACUACAUUUCUGGGGUAGGUUGAAACUGCAAUUAGAUUAGGUAUUAAGCUCUGUUUUGGUAACUUGGCCUAGCAUAAGUUAUUCCAUUUUGGGGCCUGUGGUUUUCUUUUUAAAAGAUGCAUGUGACUCCAGGGUUGAUUGAGGAAACACAAUGAAGUAGUCAGGAAUGUAGGUUUUCUGUUUUUACUCCAUCAUUCUCAGAUAGCGUCAUUAGGUUUAUUUCCUCAUGGUCACAAGAUGGCUGCCACAGCUCAAGGAAUCACAAUGUCACACAACCACAUCCACAGGCAGGAAGAAAAGGGGCUAGAAUUACAUAACUUUUUUUUUUUUAAACAAGGAAGCAAAAGACAGAAGCCCCCUUCCAAUAUCCCUCAAUAAAUGUGAUUGAACAGAAUCAUAUGCUUGCUGGUAGCUGAUCUGCAAGAGGAAUGAGACUUUAUCUUCAUUAUUUAGCCCAAUCUGGGUAUAUCCCCUGGGGGAUAUACUACCCCAUUCCAGAACAAGGUCAAAUUUCUCUUAUUAGGGAAGAAGGGAGUGGGGAGAGAAGAAGGAGGAUUCUGGGACCAACUCCAAUGUGUAUGUCAGGGCGGGGUGGGGGUGGGGGGUUUCCCAUACCACCAAGCAAUUCUGACACCAUCUCGUGUCCUACAAUUUAACUGAAUUCUGUGACUCUCUGAUGUCACUGUGGCAUCAGAUCCCACACACAGGUUAAGGUCUAGGUCUUAUAAGACUGACUCCACCCCAGCCCACCCUGCUUCAGGUGCCAGUCACAAGUACAGGUUGUCACCUGUGCUCCUCCUAAUGGACUGGCUACAGAUAGGAGGUUCUGAUGAGACCCUCCUUGGAUUUGAUGAGUUUGCCAGAGUGUCUCAUAGAACUCAGAGAAACAGUGCACUUACUAGAUUACUGGUUUAUUAUUAAAGGAUGUAAUUCAGGAAUAGCCAGAUGGAAUUGAUGCAGAGGCAUGGAGAAAGGACAAGGAACUUCCAUAUCCUCUCUGAAAGCAUCACUCUUCUCAAAUCCCCACCUGUUUGGGUUUUACAGUCAUGAUUGGUUAAGUCCCUGACCACUGGUGACUGAUUCAACCUCUGUGCUCUCUCCCCAUCAAGGGGGUGGGACUGAAGGUCUCUACAGUCUAUUUGAGGUUGGUGUCCCUGGCAACAAAUCCCCUUCCCUGGUUAUCUAGGGGCUUUCCUUAAGUCGUCUAUUAACAUUACAAAAGACUCCUUGAUUGCCCUCUUCACUUAGGAGAUUCCCAGGGUUUCAGGAGUUCUGUGCUAGACCUGGACAAAGACGAAAUAUGUAUUUAUUAUAAAUCACAGUAUUACAGUAAAAGA